AUGUUGCAGUUUAAGAGGCAGCAAGAGUUUCCUUUCCUAAAACAUAUAGGCAGAGAGAUGGAAGCACCAAACAUCCUCCUGCAGCCCAGCAAGGAGAAGGAAAAGGAAAUUGUUAAUGCAGACAAGCAGAGUGGUACCUCUGCCACCACUCCCUUGAAUGUCCAACCCCUACUGCAACUGGGACCUGAGGGGAAUUACAACUAUUAUGUGGAUGAUGAAGAUGAGGAAGAUGAAGAGAAAGAACAAGAAAAAUGGCCACAUGAAGAGUCAUUUAAAGGAGAAGGCAAGGCCUCAUCAUUUAUUCCUUGUUCCCCUGCUCUUUCCCCUGGAGCCCCAGCCACAGCUCCUGCUCCAUCUGUGCUGAACAUCAAUGUUGGUGGCCAAAGUUACCGCCUCACCUACCAGGCAGUGGCCAUCUAUCCCAAGACCCGCUUGGGCCGCCUGGCUACCUCCACUGACCGUCGUUGCCAGCUGGGCCUGUGCGAUGACUACGCUGCCCAGGUUGAUGAGUAUUUCUUUGACCGGGACCCAGCCGUCUUCCAGCUGGUGUACAAUUUCUAUGCCUCGGGGGUGCUGCGGGUGAGGGACGAGCUGUGCCCCCGCAGUUUCCUGGAGGAGCUGAGCUACUGGGGCGUGCGUCUCAAAUACACACCCCGCUGCUGCCGCAUCUGCUUCGAGGAGCGCCGGGACGAGCUGAGUGAGCAGCUGAAGGUCCAGAGGGAGCUGCGCUCCCAGGCAGAGGCUGAGGAGAAUGAGCAGCUCUUCCACCACAUGCGCUACUACGGUCCCCAGCGCUGGCGCCUCUGGAACCUCAUGGAGAAACCCUUCUCCUCUGUCACUGCCAAGGUGAUGGCAGUGGCCUCCAGCUUCUUUGUGCUCAUCUCUGUGGUGGCCCUGGCACUCAACACGGUAGAGGAGAUGCAGCAAGUAGACUGGAAGAGUGGGGAUAGCCGGCCUGUCUUGGAGCACGUUGAGACCUUGUGCAUUGCAUUCUUCACACUGGAGUAUGUGCUGCGCUUGGUCUCUACCCCAGACCUGCGCCGCUUUGCCAGCAGUGCCCUCAAUGCAGUAGACCUCAUUGCCAUCCUGCCCCUCUACCUGCAGCUGCUGCUUGAAUGCUUUAUUGACGAUGACCAGCCCCGGGGUCGGGGCUCCCAACAUGAGCACGAUAUUGAGAAGGUGGGACGAGUGAGCAAGGUAGGACAAGUGCUUCGCAUCAUGCGCCUCAUGCGCAUCUUCCGCAUCCUCAAGCUGGCCCGCCACUCCACAGGGCUGCGUGCCUUUGGCUUUACCUUGCGCCAGUGCUACCAGCAGGUGGGCUGCCUUUUGCUCUUCAUUGCUAUGGGCAUCUUUGCCUUCUCUGCCAUGGUCUACACAGUGGAGCACGAUGUCUCCAGUACCAACUUCACCAGCAUUCCCCACGCUUGGUGGUGGGCUGCCGUCAGCAUCUCUACAGUGGGAUAUGGAGAUAUGUGUCCAGAAACUCACCUUGGACGCCUGUUUGCUUUCCUCUGCAUUGCUUUUGGAAUAAUCCUGAAUGGCAUGCCCAUCUCCAUCCUCUACAAUAAAUUCUCAGACUAUUACAGCAAGCUGAAGGCCUACGAGUACACAGCUCUCAAGAAAGAAAGAGGGAAGGUCGACUUCGCACGGAGAGCCGUGAGGAAAAUAUCUGAGUGCUGUGGAGAGGGCGCAUCCCACCCUUUGUCACAGCAAUGA
Cinclus cinclus is the source of this 1716-nucleotide messenger RNA. RefSeq names its product potassium voltage-gated channel modifier subfamily V member 2 (gene KCNV2). The transcript is spliced from 2 exons. Gene Ontology annotation, cellular component: membrane; voltage-gated potassium channel complex. Gene Ontology annotation, molecular function: voltage-gated potassium channel activity. NCBI's taxonomy places the organism in Eukaryota, Metazoa, Chordata, Aves, Passeriformes, Cinclidae. Gene Ontology annotation, biological process: protein homooligomerization; potassium ion transmembrane transport. The record is from RefSeq and is a predicted model, not a curated record. The coding region runs from base 1 to 1716 and encodes 571 amino acids.